AUGGGUUGCUGCAGCCAAAAACUUUGGAUAAUCUGUUUAUCCGCCUCGGGAGUGGUUCUCCUUGUUCUUGGAUUAGCGUUUGGCGUUUGUGAGGUCUUCGAUAAGCUGAUCAACGAAAAUGUCGACAAGGUCAGUAUUUAUAAAAAAUGUUUUGAAAAAAUCUAAUUUAGAAAUUCCUCAUUUUUAAUAAAAACUUUGAAAGGAUCGAAAGGCUACUCCAUUACAUCAAAUUUCCUUGUUUUAUGCCAUAUCCAGUUUUGGUGGCUAAAUGUUUUUCAACAAGUACAUUUGACGAAAAAACAAGUACAACAAAUAAAAAAUAGAACACACAUGCAAAGCCGAUGAAAGAGAAGGCGUAGUAUCUGACAUCCCUAUCGUUUCAGUGAAGAAUACUAGUGAAGAUCUAGGCAAAUGUAGAAUCUAUACUAUCUCAGUUAAAACUAUCUUCAAGGGUUGAUGGGUAGUCUAAAAUUCGAAUCUAUUGUAAUACCUAAAUGUAAUAUUUCUUAGCAGUGAGUCAAGAAUUAAAAUCAUUACAUUAUCUCUAUCGUGAUACCGUUCUCGGGGUCUCGUAUCUUCAUCGUUUGUUUUAAUUCAGUGAAAUUUGUAAUACCCUUCGUCUCAUGAUAAUGUGUAAUCCUGUCACACACACACACAGGAAAAGACCCGUAAUUUUGGUGCGUCUCACAUGUUUGUAACAUGGCUAAGAAAACUAUUUUUUUCAGCCUUUUUUAGUGUCGUCACUAAAAACGGCUGUGUAGAAGACUACAAUAUGUGUGCCUUAGGGUGUAUAAAAAUUCUCUUUUUCCGAGAAGUUGAAACGUUUAUUUUACCCUGGAUAGUCAAGAACCAGCUGAAGAACGGGGUUCAGUUAUAAUACACAUCAACUAGCGAGCAAAGGCAGCAGGGGAUGAAGGAAGGAUGGGGGAGGGUGAAUCGAAUUGGAAGUGAUCGUGCACGCGAAUCGCUCGAGUCCUCUAAACUCUAAAUUGAGAAACUGUACGUGACGAAGAUGCUUGUAGCUUAAAACGAAUAAAAGAAAAACAGUGUGAAAAGGAAAAGCUUCAAAUUCAUCUUUUUUUCCCCUUACAAAUUAUCAUGAGUACAACUGAGAAAUAUUCCCGCGCGGUUUGUCAAAGCUAUAGAGAGAGCUCCAAGUCUUUAAAGUUCAAAGCAUACAUUUUACCUAAAAAUGUUUCUCUCGUUGUUUCUGUCCCAUUCUCCUCGCGGCUUCGUCGCCAUUUGCGGGCUGACAAACAAAACCUAGCCUUUUCCAGGCGUUUAGAUAGUAGAGCGCGGCUGCAAGUGGGGAGCGAGUUAAGUUGUACACCGGGAAAACGGGUGUUCUCCCCUCGUUGACCCCACCGUUGUAGUUGUACACCGGGUCUCCCCCCGUUUUUUUUUUCCUUCUUGAAUUUUCCUCCCGCGCUCUACUAUCUGAACGCCUGGAACAGGCUAAACAAAACCCGCCAGUUACACAGGUAAACUAGUUGACUACUGUGAAACCCCGCCUUACGGCCACCUCGGUAAUACGGUCACCUCGUUAUUACGGCCACUUUUUCUGGCCACCUGGCAAAAACCGCCACACAUUUUCUUGUAAAAAACCCUCGUUAAUACGGCCACCCCGUUAAUACCGCCAAUUUUUUUGGCCCAUUAGUGACCGUAUUAACUGGGUUCCACGGCUAGUACUAGUUUUCUUUUUCAGUUUUUCUGCCUAGGCUACUAUUUUGUCUGAGGAAAUGUUGAAAGACCAAAUAAUAUGAUGCAUUCUCACAGCUACACAGUCUACAAUUAGCUUGUAAUUUCGUUGUAAAGCAGUCACUGCAUCCUCUCUUAUCGCAUGUUAUCGUAUCUACCAUACUUUACAGGGGUUUUCCCACUUACUGAUCACUUUACCUGGGAAAAAAACCUUCAAAGAAAGCUAAAUAAGGAGUUUUGUUUUUGUUCUUGUUUUAGGAUGUGCAAUUAAAACCUGGCAGUUUAGUGUACAAAGAAUGGAUAAAGCCCUCUGUUCCUAUUUACAUGAAAUACUUUGUCUUUAACGUGACAAAUCCAGACGAAGUAAUGGAAGGCCUAGAAAUUCCUAAUGUGACACAGAUAGGACCUUAUUCGGACAGGUAUGGGGGACGAGACGAGACAAGCCCGGGGGGGGGGGGGGAGGUAAUCCCUUAUAUGGCCUAUACAGGGAUGUGAUGCUGGACGGGGUUUGGCUUUUGACCUCUCUGUCGUAAAAAGGGUAUAUAAUUUCGUGUGAGUCUGUGAACAGGGCAUUGCUAGCCUGGGACCGGGCUCUGCUGUGGGGUCAAAUAGGAAAAAUAUCGGCGAGUAAAGCCAUCCUUUCCCCUCCCCAGCUAGACUACCUCAGGCUAAGGUAUUGCCUGCUCGAUUGAUUUGAUUUGCUACGUGAAUUUUGUUUGCACUCAAAGUAUGUUACUGACAAUGACUGCUUCUUGAAUUUGCUCUAUUGUCAUAAAUAGCUUUAAAACAAGACGGCAUGCAUUUUUCCCUUUCUUCUAAACAGGGUAAUAAAAUUGAGGGCGUUUACCUAAACAGGUUAUGUCUUUUAGAAACUUCCUAAACAGGGUCCUUGUCCUAAACAGGGUCUCAGGGACUCAAAUCUUUAGCUGCUCACCUAUACCCAAUUAUACCACGUACCGUGCGGCACGAAACUUUUGCCGGUUUUAAUUUUUUGCGAUUUUUUCCUGCAAUCCGCAAAAAAAAGUCCCCAUCAAAUAUGUAUUUCUAUUGCACGUACUCGAUAAAAACGAAUCUUUUCAAUGCCGGGUACUGGGUACUUUCUGAAAAUCGCAAAAAUUAAUUCUCAGCAAGAAAAACCAAUCUGCCCUAAUCGCAAAAAUUAGUUCCCGCAAAACACAAAAAAUCGCCAAUUCGCAAAAAUAAGCUUCAGCAAAAAAUUUAGUGCCAGCACUCGGUAGGUCAAGUACCCGGCCCCCUGGGGGGAGACAAGCGCAUAUCCAAAUGUACCUCGAAAUUAAUAGACCCUUAAAAUGUACUUUGCAACUGCAAUUUUUUAACUCUCUUAUAAUUAUUCCAUUUCCAGAGAACUAAGAUCGAACGAGGUGCUCAACUUUAGCAGUGACCACCGCAUUGUAACAUUUAUGCCAAAUAGAACGUUCAUUUUUGAUCCAGAAACAUCAUGUGAUGGCUGUGAUGACAAGAACGACACAUUUGUUACUGUCAACAUACCACUGUUGGUAAGUCAGUUAAACGUACAUCUCGGGCUUGUGUUAAUUUUUCAAUUUUUUCAAGGGUAAAAAAAGCUAUUUAACAAUUCUGUAAUUGUAAGUAACAACAGGGCACUGCCUUGCAUGGGUCUAGGGUCCCGUUUGCACUUGCUCCUUUAGGGAUUCGCAAAUGUUUUUUUCAGAAUUAUCCUUGUAAUUGUAAUAAAUUAUUUAUAUUUUAUUUCUUUAAUUAUAUGCCUUCUUGUUAAUUCUCUCAUGACUGCCGUUUUGCCCCAAUAAAGUCUGAAUACCAGUGAAAGAUCCAGACCCUGAGAUAAGGGGGGGGGGGGCCCGGUCUCCAAAAAAAUUUUUUCGUCCCUUCGGGCCUAAUUUUGAUCGAAAAAUAAAGGGGGGGCCGGGCUCCCCAGGCCCCUCCCCUGGAUCCGCCACUGAAUACUAAGGGAGAGGCAAAAGGGGUAAAAUAAAAUAACGGCACACUCACGUUUAUUUCGGCGGUGUUCUUGGUCCUCAAUCAGUUCUUUUUCCUCAAGGUCGCUCCGCAAAGCCGCAAAGACAUAUUUUUUCUAGUCAGAAAUAAAUAUAUGAAAAUUUUUAUAGUGUUUAGACCACGUUUUGGUAAUCACUAAGCAUUAGCUUCAAAGCUUACAACGGUUCCAAAACGUUUCCAGCUCCAAGGAUCGUAGAAAUUCGAUAAGCUUGAUACAGUAUUUUCUGAACCUUCAAAGUUAAUCCGGUUCUAUUAAAAUUUUUCCAGCUCUGGCCAAAGUUAUAAAAUACCGGAUAGCUUUUGGUGCAGACACCAGCUAAGGUUGCCUGGCCUUAUGGGCAAUCCAUCGAUUGGAAGCGGAAAUAAGACGAGAACGAGGCCAAACGUUCCAAUCACUUGCACUUGCAGGAAAGCUUUGGCCUCGUUAUCGUCUUAUUUCCGCUUCCAACCCAUAAAUUGCCCAUAAGGCCAGGUAACGUAACCUUAGCUGGCCACAUUUCCUAGCAAUUGUUUCAAGUUGGAAGUAAUGGCUUUACGUGAUCCAAAAUGGCGACUCCCGAUGCUUAAAUUUUGCAAUCAGAAUCAGAUGAACUCUAAAGGUUUAAAGAAACUCAAGAGUGGUCAGUAACUAUAAGAAAAGGAACAAAAACAAUAACAACAACUCAUUAUGACUUGAUGACUGUACGAAAAAAAAAGGCUCCUUUAUGGAUUCGAAUAGGAAGGACUUCAACCUCGCUGAAGCCCCAGUCUCACUCGUACAAGCCUAAAUUUUUGAAGCAUCGCAUUGCUUUAAAUUGUGUAUAUAAUUAACUGCACGGAGCUCUUAACUUUUGAGUCUGCGAGCCGUGGAAUCCUAGUUUCUUUGGGAGAACAUGUGUAUGGUACUAUUUAUUUCGUAGGAUUUUAUAAAAGCGUGAUUGGAUUAAUUGUCUUAGACAAAUCCUCUUUCUAAUCCAUUUUUACUUUGGCCAAGGUAAUAUCUGAACUCUGUUUAAGUCAGGUUUCUUUUGUAGUUAGCUGGUGUUUUGCUUUUACGGAUAUCAACUACUUCUCUUUGAUUCCGUUCUCCGCCUUAAGACGGUAUUUAUCCAGAAUUUUACCUCAUUUUUCCUUGCUUUUCUUUCUGCAGACUUUGGCACUAAAAUUAAAAAAUACAGACUUACAGAACUACUCAACAUGCUUGCCAGCAGUACAGACGAUAGCGGACGCAUACCAAGUUAGACUGUUUCAAAGCAAGUCAGUUUAUGAUUUACUCUGGGGAUAUACUGACCCUAUCCUUAAUACAAUAGUAAAUGUUCAGAGUGAUCUAUGUCCCAGGAAUUCUUCAAAAGGGGUGUCAUCCUUCGUUCAGUUGCAGGUUAGAUCACUUUGAUAUGUACGUAAUGCUUGCAUAAAUUCUCUGUUAACGAACGACUGACAGUAAUUUUAAAGUGUUUCGCUAAGCUGCGAUGCAGACUAUCAGAGUUUUUUUCUUGGGCAGAGAUGGUUGGUAAUUGGAAAGAUGAACGGGAAGAUCCAGGUUGUAGAUAGAUAUAUUUUUGAGGAUUCUUUAUAGUGACUAUGUGACUUCUUUCCGAAUACAACCGCUCCCUUGUGCCACGUAAAAGAAUUUGCAAGUACGUCGAAAGGACCAAAGUAUCGUGUUAAAGAAUUCUCAAACGUUUAGGAUAUUUAGGAUAAUAGUGACUAUAUACGACCGCUUCGUUUUUAGCACAACAACACAUAUGAAGGCAUCAUUGCUAUGAAUACUGGACAGAAAAACAUCAGCAAGCUAGAACAGUUUAUCAUGUGGAGGGGACAAACGUAAGUAUGCCUCAUUUGGGGAGGAGGAUAAAACCGCAGUGAAUCGUUAGUCUUUAUUUAUCCGGUCAUCAUCAUCAUCAUCAUCAUCAUCAUCAUCAUCAUCAUCACCAUCAUCAUAAAAAGCACCGCCGCUGCCACCACCAGCACUAUCGCAAAAUCACUUUAACACAAAAUGUUACUCCACCCGUAUUCUGAAGAAAAUGGCAAGAAAGCUGUCCAAUGUUUUUUUGCAGGAUCUCAGUUAGGCUUGUUGUUUUGAGAUGUGAGGCCAUCACGGACUUCGCAAAAACUCGGGAUCUAAGUAUUCUUUUCAAAGUUGCUUCUGACAAUAAAAUUUUGGCCUUUUCUAUAGAGGCAGAAAGGAUCGCCGAGAUUUUUUCGUGAAAUACAACCUGUACAUACCUCAGAAUAUGCUGCAAUGAGUUUCUUGCUCUCUGAUUGGCUGUAUUCCGACUUUAUGGAAUGCGAUAACACAUCAUAUAAUAUUAAGGGCCUGUUUACAUGGAGGUGCGGGACCCCAGGUCGGUAAGGUAACCCGCUUAGGUGGGGUAACCCGCCUGUACAUAUAAUGAUUCGUUAUAAAAUUAAAACUUGAUCACGUUUACAUGAUAGGUGGGGUGACCCGCCUCAUGUUAUCUCACCUACCUGGGGUCCCCCACCUCCAUGUAAACAGGUCCUGAGUCUACUCAUAACGUUCUUGUUUACAGUCAUUUAACAUGGUGGAGUGACAAAUAUGCAAACAUGAUUAAUGGCACAGGUAUGUAAGCUGUAAAUUAUUGCUUGAAAACAAAAUGCUUAAAGAAAGGCUAUUUUGAUAUUCUAGCGUUAUCUAGAACAACUAAAGUAAACUGAAAAUGUUCAAAUCUCAGAGUUAGGACCUGUUUACAUGGAGGUGGGGGACCUCGGGUAGAUGAGGUAACCUGCUUAGGUGGGGUAACCCGCCUGUCCACAUAAUCUCUCAUUUUAAUUUGAUCACGUUUACAUGAUAGGUGGGGUGACCCGCCACAUGUUACCUCACCUAUCUGGGAUCCCCCACCUCCAUGUAACAGGCCUUAAGCUAAUUAGAGGCAAGCAACAACAAAGCCGCACAAAGCAAUCAACUACACUAAGAGCAUUUCAGAAAUACACUAAAACCCUGCUAUGUUAACAUCUUGUUAAGUGUGAAAAAUUAAUUUAUAUUAUUUAGUUGUUUGGCUAUGUGUUUUUGAAUACAUGGCAAUCGUGUUAGAUUUCUUUAUUAACUUUGCAGAUGGUACGCAGUUUGCGCCGAGAGUUUUGGAAAACGACAAAUUAUAUGUAUUCUCUCCCGAUAUCUGCAGGUGCGUUACUUAAGAUUCAUUUCUGAUAUAUUCUGAUUUAAAUGUAACAUGGUUCACCUCGAAUAUUUUACCUUUAAGUUAUAACUACGGUGUAGCCUUCCCAUUGCGGCGAUCGAUGUACUAAGAGAACUGUGAUGAGUCUGAGAAAGAAAACAAAUAGAUAAGUUGAACGCUAUGGUCAUUGAAAAGGAAAAAAAAAGACUGGGACUUUAUUCUAAACCGGGGGCAGGUAUUUUACAUAAUCCUGCGAUCCUUUUCACAAGUGUUAGAGUUUGCGCAUGCAGUUUUGCUUAAAUUUAUAACUCGAUGCCAAAUUUUCAAUUUCGUAGCUGAAUUGGGUGUCAUGUCUUCUACGAUCUUUUAUACGCUAUACAGUCAACGGAGCUGUUAGUUUAUCUACCAACAAUGCGUAAUUGUCUAUAUAACUCGGGGAGUAGUUUAACGUCAGUUUUUCGUGUAGUUUGUGCCAUGGUUAGUGUACUGUUGCUCAAAAAUUCGAAAAAGCGUAAGUGCUCUCUUUCGCACCGAGUGCUUAUUAUUUAAAAGAAAGUUAACAAACAAAUUAUCUUCUCUAAUUUUCCUCAGAUCUAUGUAUCUCACAUACGAAAAGACUGUGACCGUCAAGAACAUCAAACUUUACCGCUUUAUAGCACCAGAUAAAGGCUACUUAAGUGGUGACAUAUACCCUCCUAACAAAGGAUUUUGUGUACCUCCUCGCUGCUUACCAACUGGUUUACUUAAUGUCAGUCUCUGCAAGCCAAUGAGUAAGAUCUAAUUAACAGUAACAACAAUAACAAGCUUCAUUUAUAUGACCAUACAAGUACAUACUACAGUAUUGCAAAAGCUAUUUUAAGAACCAAAAUAUCAUCACAGGGCAAUUAAGUUACGUCAGUAAUAAUUUGUCACGAAGAUCAAAGCAAGCAUAAAUUAAUUCUAUAAUGAUAAAGUAAUUAGAGGAGUUCAUCAGUUCAUUGAUCAAAACGUUUACAGGUAACUGGGUAAUAUUUGAAAUCAAAGUCUUUACUUUAUUGCAAAAAUUAUUCCUUAUACUCAAUGCGGAAUCUCGCUAACAUUUGCAAUCCGGAAUUACUCUAAAUCUAAUACCUGGACUCCGGAAUCCACAAAGUGCAAUCCUGAGUCCAAGACUGUCUUGGAUUACCUUCCACUGGGUAAUACGGCAGAAAACGGUCGCUUCCCACAAGUGUGGUCAGGGGCAUAUUCACAUGCAUCGAAGGAAGGUGUACGAGUCACGACCACUCAGAUCAAAGGCACCGAUGAAUCCUUGCCCAGUGUCCAAACGAAUUAAUGAAUUCAAGGGAUUUAGCAUUUCCUUCCUUCCUUAAGUGCAUUUGAUCAUACAUGUGUACAUAUGCGAAUUUGCGCGUUUUAAGUAAUAAAAUUAUUAUUAUUAUUAUUAUUAUUAUUAUUAUUAUUGUAAUUAUUAUGAUAAUCCUUCGACGCAUCAUCGUGUGAGUGAUCUUCUAGCUUAAAUCCUGAUCAGGAUCAUCCCAGCGGAAUCCACCCUAUAGAAUAUAUUUUACCGAUGGAACUUUAAUCAUUACCUACCGGAUAUCUUUUAGAUCCGCCAGUUGUAAUCUCACCUCCACAUUUUUAUCAAAGCCACAAAUCCUUAUUGAACACAGUUAAUGGCCUCGAUCCGGUAAAAAGUGCCCACGGGACCCAUCUCGAUGUCGAGCCGGUAAGUAAAGUUCACCCCCCCUCUGCCCCCUCCCCUUAUCUCGAGGCAGGUGGAGGGGGUGACUCCAAUAUAAUUCAGGGACGCGGAUACUUGUCGGAAAAUUAGAAUACAGCCUCAAAGCUACGGUAAAACGCGGGCAACCAAAACGAGCGCAGCCUUUAUUGAAACUGACAUAAUUUCUGCAAAACGAUUGGGGAAGCUACGUUGGGCGUUUUACAACCUACGUUGAAACCAGUCCUGCAACAAAUCAGGUUGUUUCAAGUUUUUCAAAACGAGGCUAAGUGCAAAUCCUUUCUUGUGAAAAUAAGUUGACGAGACAAAAAAUCAUUUCCAAAUCGCACUUAGCCUCGCUUUGUAUCAGAGACUUGGGGCAACUCGAAAAAGGCGUGACGCAAGAGCACGUCAGACAUAUGACGUCUUACGUCAGUUGCUGCAAAACAAGUUUGCCUUUGGCCGGUAAAACGCAAAACAUUCACUUACGUUUAUGUACAGAUUUUGUUGCUAAAAGUAGAUCGAGCUGCUCUCUCUCUUUACUUUCUGCAAAAACUGUUCGCAACUUGCAACAACCUUUAGUGAUUUGUUGCAAGACAGGUUUGACUCGUGGGUGGUCUGAAACGAGCAAUAUCGCUAUUUAAAUUUGUUUUGCAGUAAUGUUAUAAAACAAGUUGCACGUUAUUGUUGCCCGUUUAACUCCUUUCUUAUACAGAAAACCGGUCUUUGACCUCAAAAUUUAUUAAACUUACUCCAAAACAGUAUGACGAUGACUGUUCGCCUUUUUAAGCAGAUAUUUCUUUAUGCACAAUAGGCCCUUUACAGCUAGCCUGCGUAGCUGGCGGUAUUGUGUAGUAGUCGAGUGAGAUUUGGCGGCGGAGCCGUCACGAGCGGCGAAGCCGCGAGAAAUAAAUAAAUAAAUAUUUCAACCGCCUCGUCCCUACUCCCUUUUUUUGGAACACGGCUCCGCCGCCAAAACUUUAAUCUCGCACCCACACAAUACCGCCAGCUACGCAGGCUACUUUACAGCUAGCCAUAACCGCCAUGCUGGAGAGCAGACGUCACGCUGGGAUAAGACAAAUAAAGGAAAUAAAUUACCAUUAAAAUUUAAAUAUGCCUUUUGUUUGUCUUUUUCCCAGUGCAACUUUUGCUCUCGAAGGUUUUGCACCACGUAAAAGGUUAACUGCAAAGAGCCUAUUAAACCCAAAGCAAGAGACAAAACAAUGGCUUUCCAUUCAAAAGAGUAGGGAAGUCUUCCCGGUGGUGAGCAUGCAGUCUACGUCUACGUGUCUUAUCACUUCAACUAUCACACAUAUCAUAUAGUAAGCACAUAAAUGAGUAAGUGGACCGAUGCCGGCAGCCAGUAGCGCAUUAAAUUGUAUGCUUACGUCCAAACUUAUAACUGCUACGUACAUAAUUUUACAGUUAAGGACAUGUACGUGCUGUUCUCCUCUCCUCCGCCGGCGGCACUGACCACUCCAGAAAUACCAUUACAUACCCUAAUGCUCUCUUUGUUUGUCACCCCAAAAUUUUGCAUAAGCAUUGUUUUCAGUUUUUCUUGGGAGUUAAAAUGGCCCUAAGAGAAACUGAAAACAAUGCUUAUGCAAAACUUUGGGGUGACAAACAAAGAGCAUUAUGGUAUGUUAUGGUAUUUUCUGGAGUGGUCAAUUACACUGCAGAUGGAGUGGCUGACUGAUUUUUUAUCUUCUUACAAACAGAUAACAGGGAUUGUUAUGCAAGCUGCUAAAAGAGUCCAGCUCAACGUGGCCUUGGAAUCCGUAAAUACCACAAGGUAAGUCUCACUAAGGCUAUGUUCACGCCAUACCGGGUAGCUUUUCUUGCCAACACGAGUUGUGUCCUCAAUGGCUGUGCCCUGGGGCCCCAUUUCUCGAAAGGCCCGGUAACUUUUCGCGCCCGAAGGGAAAUGUUAAAAUUAAAACCUGGGAUAUUAGCACAGCUCAUGACUCACAAACCUGUCAAUUUUGCUUCGUUAACCGUUAGUUUCAGAGUAUCGUUUUCAAAAUUAUUCAAACUUUGAUCUUGAAUGCAAAGAUUACAGACAUAGAACAGCUUUCCGGGUCCGAAAAGGUACCGGGCCCUUUCGAGAUACGGGACUUUGGCCUUUGAGAAGACGCCAAGCUGGAAGUGACUUUUGUUUUGUUACAAUCCUUCCUUUUUUAUGUGCAAAUCAUGGUUAACUUCUCAAUGCUUACAAGUAAUCGAUCAUGAUCAUUUACAUGUGAAAAACAGUCAUCUCCACCCUCGCUUCUGUGCAAAGGUUAGGACACUGAGCACACAAGUGUGAAAUGACCUGUUGGAUGAUGCCUUGCAAACAAAUGCCAGCAAAGACAUACCAUAUAUCAUGUCUGGCAAUCAACUUUUAUUUCUUUCUUCACAGGCAAACAACUGGGAAGUUUAAACCAGUUUUUCUUCCGGUUAUGUUUGCUGCUGAGGUGGGUGACUGUUGUAAUAAGUUAAUCUUGUAAGUAACCAGCGAAAACAGCCGACAUGCAUGUCGAGGCACCAGCAAUGUUUUCCCCGAGAAAUUACGUUUUAGCAACGAACGUAAAAACUCCAAACUGAUGACGUGUGACUCGUCAGAUCUGAGUAUUGCUCCUGAAUUUCCGUCGAGGCAGGACCAAUCAGAAGCACUACUGAGUUCUGGGUAGUGACACGUCAUCAUUAUGCAAUUUCUGCGUUUGUUCCUCUGACCUCAUUUCGCGGGGAAACCAGUGAGGGCGUGGCGAAAUGUCUUAGAACAAAAUGACAGUUAUUUCAUCUUUGAAAGGCAAGUUGAUGAGUUCGUAUGCAAGUAAAAAUUACGCGACGGUGUAAAUCCACCUAAGGAGGUUGUUUAAGAAUAAAAUACUGGGGAUUCGGUUCUGCUGUUCGCCAAGGUGUAGGCGGUAACAUAAUCCGGACUUUAUAGACUGGUAGCAGUCUCUCUUUUUUUGCAGAUUUAGUGAGCUGCGAGACGCGCGUUCAUUUUUGUGUCUCGCGCGUUUUGCUCGACGGAGUAAGAAAAAAGAGCAAAUGCUUGUAGUCCAGGAAUUUAAAUAUACGGAUAAAUUUCGACGGGGCCUUAAUAUAACGGGGGUGACUAAAUUGGUGCAAGCGGGAUUCACCUGUGACCCUGAACUUGCCCCAUUUAACUCGCUGCCCUGGAGUAAGUAACACACUCUCGUGUAUUCAUUCUACAGAGUGCACUCAUCACUGACAAGAAAGCUGAGGAGUUCCGCAUCAAGGUGUACGGUGCUAUCCAGCUAUUAGAUAUUGGACAAUAUGCUUUGCUCGGUAUUGGAAUCAUGUGCAUUCUUUUGGCUGCAGUUGUAUUUGUCUAUCAUAAAAAGGUA
Messenger RNA from Porites evermanni, 11858 nucleotides. The record is from the annotation of a GenBank genome assembly. NCBI's taxonomy places the organism in Eukaryota, Metazoa, Cnidaria, Anthozoa, Scleractinia, Poritidae.